Dentiscutata heterogama is the source of this 1405-nucleotide messenger RNA. The record is from the annotation of a GenBank genome assembly. NCBI's taxonomy places the organism in Eukaryota, Fungi, Glomeromycota, Glomeromycetes, Diversisporales, Gigasporaceae.
AUGUCGAGGAAUACAAACAUAUUAAACACGUACAAUUUUGUAAGUACCUCAAAUGGACAUGGACCGUUUGAUAGCACACAGUAUCGUCUUAUUAUACGACAACAGCCAAAACAGGCUCGACUGUAUCGAAGACCCGUUGAUCCUCCUCCAAUCAUUCAACUCAAAGUAGAUUGUUAUGGAGAUGAAGCACAAAAUUACCUUCAGAGUCCAUACUAUUUUAUGUGUGCAAAUCUUGUUCAUCCCUCUAGUAAUAGUGAACAUUUUGCAAUUUCAUCCAAAUUUCUCGCUGGUACUUUAGUUUCUUCUCUUCACAAACUUAAAGACAUUGAUAAUUCUGAUGGUGGUUUUUUUGUGUUUGGUGACAUAUCUGUACGAGUUGAAGGUCGUUAUCGUUUACAAUUUAGUUUAUUCGAAAUCAUCAAGAAUGAGGUCGUUCACAUACAAUCGAUCUUAUCUGAUGUAUUUGACGUAUAUUCCCCCAAAACAUUUCCUGGAAUGUCUGAAUCAACUUUUUUAUCAAGAUCAUUUUCUGAUCAAGGUGUUAGAAUAAGAAUACGCAAAGAACACCGGAUUCAAAUGAAACAACCGCAGCCUAGUAGGCAUUCCGACAGCGCAGAAGGUGAUAAAGAUAAUGAUAUAAAUGACGGUUCAGAUAUGACUGAAAUUUCGAGAAAGAGAAGCAUAAAUUUGUCUUCUGCGACAUCUCCGUUGGAUGUACAACCUAAUGAUACUUCAUGUUAUUCGCAACGUCCCUCGCCGAUGAUUGAUAGAAAUGUUGAUUAUUCCUUUCACUAUCCUCUACCGAAUAAUAACCAUCAUUAUGAACCUGGCUCAUCUAGUGCAAAUAAUACUCAACCUAUACAACGAGAAUACAGAUGCAAUUGUUCUUCAUGUGUUCAUUAUGAAUUUAAGCGUGAACCUUUUCAGGAUGACCCUAUUUUUACUCGUUUAAAUUCUCUUGGCAUGUCCCAUGAUGCUGAUGGCUAUCCGAAACGUCGAAGAUUAUCCAAUUCAGAAAAGACGUCUUAUGAUUAUAGGACAACGUUACCACCAUUAAUAGAACAUCCUAACUUUCUCUCGAAUACACAUGAUCGAUCUAUUUGUUCUGAUGAUAUAUCUGAUCAUUCAUCCAAAAGUACUGCCUUAAAUUGUUUCACGAAAGCACCAAUGUCUUCUCAACUAUCUCCUGUUUAUCCAUCUUACCGUUCCGAUUCUCAAUUACCUCUCCCAAAAAUAUCACCAACAAGAUCCCACACAUUACCUCCAUCAUUUAUCAGCUCGCAACAACAUCGUCAAUUACCAACUCCACGGACAUCAAUCGAUGUUCCUCCAUUGACGCAAUAUCCUAGACCAUCUUUUGAUAGUUACAAAGACAAUUUUAGCAGUAACACUAGUGAGAAUAAUA